GAAGGUUCAAUCAAAUCCCUUUUCACACACAAAACCGCCAUUCGCUUGUCAAUUUGUUCUUGUUUUUAAUAAUCUUUGUAGCUGGGCGUUUACUGUUUCAAUCCCUUCGAUUUUCUAUCCAUAUUUUAAUCCUUUGGGGGCUUCUUUGAAAUGGGUUCUUUGGUUGGUCACCUGAAUUCUAGCUGCCUUGUAUUGACUUCCCCUAGAUCAUGGGGGCCUGCCCUUGUCCUUCUAUGUUAUCCUGUCUUGUUCUUUAAGCUCCUCAUUUUUCAAGUUUUGGCUCAAGUUUGGACGUAUAUGAGAGGUGAAUUUCUCUUUCUUCUCCCUGAUCUUCCUUGUUUUCUGUGAAAAGCUAUGCAGAUUUCUUGAUGUUCUUAACUUUUUCUUAGAAAAUUGGUUGAGUUUCUUGGAUUUUGGGUUCAAAUUCUGAUCCUCCUUGAUAUGGGUUAUUUUGAAUCUGGGUUUUUUUGAAUUCCCCUUGAUCAAUCCCUUUUGGAUGGAUUUGUGAUUGGUGGAAACUGUUGAGAAAGGCACUUUCUGGGUUUCUUCAAUAGCUAAGGCUCUUCAAGUUUCUUUGGUUUUUCCUCUUGAAUCAGGACCAGUUAAGGGUUGGGAAGAGCCGACAUUCAGGCGCCAAACCUUCCGGUUGAUGUGAGUUCUUGGGGAAAAUCAGCCUGUUAUCUCUAGAGCUACCUUUAUUCAUUGGAUCACCUAGUGAGGGAAUCAGCUUUUGGAAGGGACUAUGAAGUGUUUUCAUGUAUUCAACAACAAGAGAAACAUUGUUGAGCUAAGGAAAUCUAGGAAAUCGAAUUCGAUUCUCUCGUGUAACUCGAAUUCGACGUCGAUGAAUCAAGAUCUUAAGAUGUUUGACUCGGAAGUAAAUUCUCAGAAUGUCUCAGAAUUCAGUGCAGCAUCCUCUGCUAUAUCAUUUGCAGCUUUGUCUCAAAGACAUAGUAAUCUUAGGGAGUUCACAUUCUCAGAUUUGAAAGCAGCCACGAAGAACUUCAGCCGCUCGCUCAUGAUCGGAGAAGGAGGAUUCGGUAGUGUAUAUCGAGGCGCUAUCCGUAACUCGGAUGAUCCACGUAAAAGAAUAGACAUUGCUGUUAAGCAAUUAAGUAGAAGAGGAUUGCAGGGUCACAAGGAAUGGGUGACAGAAGUGAACUUUUUGGGCGUUGUCGAACAUCCAAAUCUCGUCAAAUUACUAGGCUACUGUGCCGAGGAUGAUGAACGAGGGAUCCAGCGACUACUCGUAUACGAAUAUAUGCCUAACAGGAGCGUGCAAGAUCAUUUAUCAAGCAGGUUUAAUGGUUCUCUUCCAUGGGCAAUAAGAAUGAAAAUAGCACAGGAUGCUGCUCGUGGCUUGGCGUAUCUACAUGAAGGAAUGGAUUUCCAGAUAAUAUUUAGGGAUUUCAAGGCUUCAAACAUUCUUUUGGAUGACCACUGGAAUGCUAAGUUGUCUGAUUUUGGAUUGGCCAGGCUGGGGCCUUCUGAUGGACUGAGCCAUGUCUCUACAGCGAUUGUAGGAACAAUAGGAUAUGCAGCUCCUGAAUACCUUCAAACAGGACGACUCACAGCAAAAAUCGACGUAUGGAGCUACGGAGUUUUCCUUUAUGAACUGAUUACUGGUAGGCGUCCCCUAGAUCGAAACCGUCCUAAAGGCGAGCAAAAGCUCUUGGAAUGGGUCAGACCACACCUAUCUGACAUAAAGAAGUUUGAGCUGAUAAUGGACCCAAAACUUGAAGGCAAGUAUUCUCUUAAAGCUGCUCAUAAACUAGCAGCUGUAGCGAACCGUUGUUUGGUUCGAAAGGCUGCGGUACGCCCGAAAAUGAGCGAGGUCUUGGAGAUGGUAACUCGGAUUGUGGAAGGGGACUAUCCUGAGAGCCCUCUGCUUCCAGUAAAGAGCUUGAGUUCUAACAAUGAUUCUGAAGGAUCAAAAAGUGAACCUUUGAGAAAACGGAUUAUGAAUUCAUUUAUUGGAGAGAAUGGUUGUUUGAUUGGCCUAGCUUGGAGACCCAAAGUUGUGAGAACUUGUUGAACAAGGUUGAGAGGAAUGAUACUGGAUCAAUUACAGUAGUUUUUGUUUGUGCAGAAAUUUACUCUUUUCAGUGUCCAAAACUGAGCGAGUGUGUAAGUUAUAUAUAUACUGGAAACCAGAAUUAUUUUCAUUUAGUUUUA
Cucurbita pepo subsp. pepo (vegetable marrow) is the source of this 2175-nucleotide messenger RNA. NCBI's taxonomy places the organism in Eukaryota, Viridiplantae, Streptophyta, Magnoliopsida, Cucurbitales, Cucurbitaceae. The record is from RefSeq and is a predicted model, not a curated record.